AACUUCUGCUUCUUAGAGACACAGUCACAGCUUCAAGGUCCCGGCUACCAUGUCAGUCUUCCUCGCCGUCGCGUUCCUGUCUUUGCACGUGGCAAAAACUGGUGGAGGGGCCAUCAAACCUGUGGUGACCUUCACACCCAACUGGGGGAAUAUAUUAUUAUAUGACGAUGUGACUCUAACAUGUGAUGUGCCGUCUACUGAGGAGCCCCGGACCUAUCGCUGGUACAGAGAUAACCAACCAAUACCAGGAGAUCAACAGAGUCUUCAUAUCAUUGGAUCUUCAGUGAUUCGGGACAGAGGAGAUUACCAGUGUCAGACCAUCGGUGGUGAUAUCAGUGAUCCCGUCUUCCUAAAUGUUACAAUAAAUUAUGUCAUCCUGCAGAGACCCCCAUCUGCCAUCUAUGAAGGAGACCCCCUGACUCUGAGAUGUCAUCAUGCAAAAGAUUUUAAUGCAAUAAACACAAAAUUCUACAAGGAUGAUCAGGAGAUAAAAUCAUCAGAAUCUGACUCCACAUUCCAUAUUCCUAAUAUAAGGAGGAGUCAGUCUGGACUCUACAAAUGUACUAAACAAAUACAACGUUAUGAUCGUUCUGAAGGACAAACGCACUCAGAUGUCUCCUUUAUCUCUGUAAAAGAACUCUUCUCUCCUCCAAAAAUUAUAAUUCUGUACAAUAAAUCGGGAAGAGAUUCCACGGCGGUGAGAUGUGACACCAAACUGGAUCCACUCAGAGGCGGCACAGAGCUGCACUUUGCCUUCUACAGAGAUGGACGGACUGUGCGGGAAUUCGGUAUAUCCAAUACAUACAGAGUGGAGGAUUCUGGGAAUUAUACCUGUGAAGUGAGGACGGCGUCUGACAUUGUGAGGAAGAUGAGUGAUGAGAUCUAUAUCCAGAUAACACAGAUACAUGGAGGGGCCAUCAAACCUGUGGUGACCUUCACACCCAACUGGGGGAAUAUAUUAUACGAUGACGAUGUGACUCUAACAUGUGAUGUGCCGUCUACUGAGGAGCCCCGGACCUAUCAGUGGUACAGAGAUAAGAGACCAAUAUCAGGAGAUCACCAGAGUCUUCAUAUCAUUGGAUCUUCAGUGAUUCGGGACAGAGGAGAUUACCAGUGUCAGACCAUCGGUGGUGAUAUCAGUGAUCCCGUCUUCCUAAAUGUUAUAUAUGAUUAUGUCAUCCUGCAGAGACCCCCAUCUGCCAUCUAUGAAGGAGACCCCCUGACUCUGAGAUGUCAUCAUGUAAAAGGUUAUAAUUCAAUAAACACAACAUUCUACAAGGAUGAUCAGGAGAUAAAAUCCUCAGAAUCUGACUCCACAUUCCAUAUUCCUAAUAUAAGGAGGAGUCAGUCUGGACUCUACAAAUGUACUAAACGAAUACAACGUUAUGAUCAUUCUGAAGGACAAACGCACUCAGAUGUCUCCUUUAUCUCUGUAAAAGAACUCUUCUCUCCUCCAAAAAUUAUAAUUCUGUACAAUAAAUCGGGAAGAGAUUCCACGACGGUGAGAUGUGACACCAAACUAGAUCCGCUCAGAGGCGGCACAAAGCUGCACUUUGCCUUCUACAGAGAUGGAUGGAAUGUGCGGGAAUUCGGUAUAUCCGAUACAUACAGAGUGGAGGAUUCUGGGAAUUAUACCUGUGAAGUGAGGACGGCGUCUGACAUUGUGAGGAAGAUGAGUGAUGAGAUCUAUAUCCAGAUAACACAGAUACACGGUGAGAUUUGGAUAAGCCUCUGAUCUGUACAUGUUCUGUCUCUAAUAUCACUUUAUACAAAAGACAUUCCUCCUGAGACCCUGUCUGUAUGGAUAGUUUAGCAACUUGCUGACUUUGGAAGAUCCACAGGCAACACACCAAAAUCACUUCAUUUUCCUCUUAUUUUCCAUUUAUAAAUAUUCUUUCAUUCCU
Messenger RNA from Rana temporaria (common frog), 1904 nucleotides. Its product is annotated as high affinity immunoglobulin gamma Fc receptor I-like. Lineage: Eukaryota; Metazoa; Chordata; Amphibia; Anura; Ranidae. The coding region runs from base 50 to 1735 and encodes 561 amino acids. The record is from RefSeq and is a predicted model, not a curated record. Gene Ontology annotation, biological process: cell surface receptor signaling pathway. Gene Ontology annotation, molecular function: transmembrane signaling receptor activity. The transcript has 8 exons.